Eimeria tenella is the source of this 253-nucleotide messenger RNA. Its product is annotated as cobW/P47K family domain-containing protein, putative. The record is from RefSeq and is a predicted model, not a curated record. The annotation marks the transcript as partial. Lineage: Eukaryota; Apicomplexa; Conoidasida; Eucoccidiorida; Eimeriidae. The transcript has a single exon.
AUGGUCACUUUUAACUUGGGGGGGAGUUUCGGAGAAAAGCCAAAACUGCUUUCGCUGCAGCAGCUGGAGAGGACCAUUGGUCAGCUGCUGUGGGGCGACGCUGCUGCUGACACGCCGCAGCAGCAGCAGCAGCAGCAGCAGCAGCAGGAAGAGGAGGCAGCAGCAGCAGCAGCAGAAGAGCCUUCCAUCUUUCGCUGCAAGGGACUCUUCCCAGCCUGGAGAGACACGCCAGACGAUGACGAGACAGAUACAA